Molecule: messenger RNA, 525 nt
Organism: Merops nubicus (carmine bee-eater)
Lineage: Eukaryota; Metazoa; Chordata; Aves; Coraciiformes; Meropidae
Product: sushi repeat-containing protein SRPX2-like
Exons: 4
Source: RefSeq, a predicted model, not a curated record
CCGGACUCCCGGGAGCGGAUAGCCGAGCCAGGCAAGCUGACCGCCACCGUCUACUGGGACCCUCCCCGUGUGAAGGACUCUGCUGACGGCGUCAUCAAGAGGGUGAUGCUGCGGGGCCCAGAGCCUGGCUCCGAAUUCCCCGAGGGAGAGCACGUGAUCCGCUACACCGCCUACGACCAGGCGUACAACCGAGCCAGCUGCAAGUUCAGCAUCCGCGUCCAAGUGAGGCGCUGCCCCGUCCUGAAGCCUCCGCAGAACGGAUACCUCUCCUGCACCUCCGACGGCAACAACUACGGUGCCACCUGCGAGUACCUGUGUGAGGGGGGCUCCGAGGGCCAGGGACCAUCCCUGAGGGACUGNCACCUCCCCACACGCUGGCCUCUCGCCCCAGCCAUGCAGAUCAACACAGACGUGAACUCAGCAGCCAGCCUGCUGGAUCAGUUCCACGAGAAGCGCCGUCUCCUCAUCAUCUCGGCCCCUGACCCCUCUAACCGCCACUACAAGAUGCAGAUCUCCAUGCUGCAG